Molecule: messenger RNA, 1966 nt
Organism: Branchiostoma belcheri (Belcher's lancelet)
Lineage: Eukaryota; Metazoa; Chordata; Leptocardii; Amphioxiformes; Branchiostomatidae
Product: potassium channel subfamily K member 2-like
Exons: 6
Coding region: 537-1364 (275 amino acids)
Biological process (GO): stabilization of membrane potential; potassium ion transmembrane transport
Cellular component (GO): membrane
Molecular function (GO): potassium ion leak channel activity
Source: RefSeq, a predicted model, not a curated record
CGAUCUUUUCUUACUUUUUAAUCCAUACUGGAUUAGAACAAUUCCCUACCCUACGUUUUAUAAUAAUCUGCAUGCACUUUGGAAACCUUUGAUAAUGGUAUGUUCCGUCUUUGUUUAGAUGAACUAAGGAGGUUAUAACCUCUUUGUGGAUGAACUCCGGUGGUGGGUUGGGUCGGUAUCAAACUUCCGGGUCAGUAAACUACUCUCUGACAAUCCCCUUUUCUUACUUCUAGCCUGCAGUGUGACAGUUCACUGUGCCAAGAGUGCUUUCCAGAAGCCCUGUUUUCUCAGAAGACUUUCUGAGAAAAGAUCUUUGGCCUCUUCUCUCCACUUACGUUUCUAGACAGCCAGUCAGAUGUCAUUUACUUGGGUUGAAAACUGGUUUGACUAGUUUCGCGUCGGCUGCAUACAUGUGGCACCUGACUUAGGAAUCACGCCCCAAACCUUACCGAUCACGAAGGAAACAGUUUUGUGUGCCUGACAGCUUUGAGUGUUUGGUAGUUUUGCGUGAGGCGUGGUCUGACUACAGCUACAGUAUGAACGAGUACUUGCGGUUGAUGCUCCUGUUUGCCGGGCUGUUUACUUACAUGUUUAUCGGGGCCGGGUUGUUCCACGCACUGGAGCCGGGCUGGUUCUGGGGCGACUACGAAGGAAACAUUACAGUCACAGUUAAAGAUUUGGGAAUUUGGAACAUCACCAACGUCACCCCCGCAGUACCAGACAUGCACAGCUGGUACAACCACACGCUGCAUGAUUUCGAGCCGAGAUCCUACAUGGAGGCGUUCUACUUCUGUGCCACAGUCAUCACUACUAUAGGCUACGGGCACAUCUACCCUGUAACGGGGUUCGCAAAGUUUUUCACGGCCGUCUUCGCGAACUUUGGAAUCCCGGCGUUUUUCUACAUCCUGGCGAUCAUCGGCAGGAAAUUCGCCAACCUUGUCGAAGCGGGUGAGGCGCGGUUGUUCAGCCGGGUUCCCGGCCCGUACGGCCGCCGGACGCUGACGCUGCUGCUGGUGGAACUGUUCGGACUUUUCUUCUUCAUCCUCAUCCCGGCAGCUAUCGUCAGCAAAGUGGAGGGAUGGUCAUACGGAGAUGCUACCUGGUACCUGUUCGUGAGCGUGACCACCAUCGGGUUCGGAGACCUGUACGGCGGGUACUCCGAGUCCUUCUUCGCGUUUGACGCGGCUUUCGGCAUCUACGUGUUCUGCAAGUUUUGGUAUUACAUCGUCGCCCUGAGCUGGGUGGCCACCAUGUGGAUCCUACUGGCUGACGUCAUGCCGGAUACGGAAUCCAAACCGGAAGCCGGAGAGCUGGUCAACACGGAGGACCAGGACAGACCUGAGAUGAUACCGGCACAGGCUUAGAUACCAACGUCACGUAGUUCACGUGUCUCCCAGAUUAAGUAUUGAAAUUAGCAAUAUUAAUAACAUUUCAUCUCUUUAAAGAAUAUCAACCACUUUUCCAUACUUUUAUAUCAUUUAUCAUUAUCUUAAAAAGAAAUAUUUAUCCAACUGUGUGUCAAUAUAACUAAAAUAACAUAGUAGCUAGAUCUGAAAGAGCUAGGUUAUGUUUCAACCUAUAGAAUAUUUAGUCCAAUAUGCCUCAAGGAUUUUGAUCCGUGAUAUCGGGGUUAACGAUAAGUUUGCGGGUGUUAUAUUUUUAUUUUUUUGUAUAGGUUAUGUUUUAGCAGUUGUGUCCAUGUGUAGUGGUGUUUCAUACGGGGAAGUAUAUGGUUGGCGGUGUGUAUUCCGUGUUUUCUUCUGUAGAAAGUGUUUAUAGUAGACGACAUCAACUUUUACUUGCGUUGAAGAUUUGAAGGUCUUUGUCGCUAUACUAGUAUGGCGAGCCUUAAUCGAGGUUAGCAUGUGGCAAUAUUACCUAUAAGUUGCACAGAGCUCCAACAAUGUAUCAACAUAAUAAACAUGAUAAAACUGCUCUUGUAGAGUUGACCUACACUUUUUGAUGC